Molecule: messenger RNA, 1575 nt
Organism: Hyphopichia burtonii NRRL Y-1933
Lineage: Eukaryota; Fungi; Ascomycota; Pichiomycetes; Serinales; Debaryomycetaceae
Gene: LYS22
Product: Lys22p
Exons: 1
Cellular component (GO): mitochondrion
Molecular function (GO): homocitrate synthase activity
Source: RefSeq, a predicted model, not a curated record
GACGAAAAUACCAUUGAGUUGGAAACUUUCUUUCCUUUUGCAAUAACGAAAUAACAGACAAAAUGGCACAACAAAAUCCAUACGGACCAAAUCCAUCAGAUUUCUUAUCUAACGUUACUAAAUUCGAAGUCAUCGAAUCGACUUUAAGAGAAGGGGAACAAUUUGCUAAUGCAUUUUUCACUACUGAAAAAAAAAUUGAAAUUGCUAAAGCCUUAGAUGAAUUUGGGGUUGACUAUAUUGAAUUAACUUCACCAGUUGCUAGUGAACAAAGUAGAAAAGAUUGUGAAGCAAUCUGUAAAUUAGGAUUAAAAUCCAAAAUUUUAACUCAUAUUAGAUGUCAUAUGGAUGAUGCUAGAGUUGCAGUUGAAACCGGGGUUGACGGGGUUGAUGUUGUUAUUGGAACCUCUCAAUUCUUGAGACAAUACAGUCAUGGUAAAGAUAUGAAUUAUAUUGCUCAAUCGGCCAUUGAAGUUAUUGAAUUUGUUAAAUCUAAAGGUAUUGAAAUUAGAUUUAGUAGUGAAGAUUCUUUUAGAUCAGAUAUUGUCGAUUUAUUAAACAUUUAUAAAACCGUUAGUAAAAUCGGGGUUAAUCGUGUUGGUAUUGCUGAUACUGUUGGUUGUGCUAAUCCAAGACAAGUUUAUGAAUUAGUUAAAACUUUGAGAUCAGUUGUUAGUUGUGAUAUUGAAUGUCAUUUCCAUAACGAUACUGGAUGUGCCAUUGCCAAUGCUUAUACUGCUUUAGAAGCCGGUGCCAAAUUAAUUGACGUUUCAGUUUUGGGGAUUGGUGAAAGAAAUGGUAUUACUCCUUUGGGUGCCUUAAUGGCAAGAAUGAUUACUGCUGAUCGUGAUUAUGUUUUAUCUAAAUAUAAAUUACAUAAAUUAAGAGAUUUAGAAAAUUUAGUUGCUGAUGCCGUUCAAGUUAACAUUCCUUUCAAUAAUCCAAUUACUGGGUUCUGUGCUUUCACUCACAAAGCGGGUAUUCAUGCUAAAGCUAUCUUGGCCAAUCCUUCGACUUAUGAAAUUUUAAAUCCAAACGAUUUCGGUUUAUCAAGAUAUAUUCAUUUUGCUAAUAGAUUAACUGGUUGGAAUGCUAUUAAAUCAAGAGUUGAUCAAUUGAAAUUAAAUUUAACUGAUGAUCAAUGUAAAGAAGUUACUACCAAAAUUAAAGUUCUUGGUGACGUUAGACAAUUAAGUAUCGAUGAUGUCGAUUCCAUAAUUAGAGAUUUCCAUCAAGAUUUAACCACUCCAGCUUUGAAAGCUCAACUCACUAAUGAUUCAGAUGUUCCUGCUGUUGUUGGUGAUGGUAUUGAUGAAGAACCAGCUACUAAGAAGCAAAAAUCUGAAUAAAUUCCUCAUUAAUUAAGUCUUUAUUCAUGAUUUUUUUGUUUUCUUAGUUGAUCGAAAAAACUCAUCUUAUAUUUAUUUCUAUAUAUUAUUGCAUAAUUUAUCAAUCUUAAUUCUAUCUGAUUAUCAAAUAUCAUGGAUAGAUUUGACAUUAACUUUAAUGGGGUCAUGACAUCAAAAUUUACUUAAAAGAUCAAAAAAAAAAAAUUAUUAUUAUUAUUUAAAAGUUUCU